AUGAAGCUCCAACUAACGUUUUUUAUCAACAUGUCUGUGGCAUACGAAGAUGGAAUGGCUGGGAUUGUGUGGUUCAGUUAUUCGCUCGAGAUGUUGAUCUAUUUGAUGACCUUCGUCACCGUUCCAAUAUGUCACUACAUUGCAUCGACGGCUCAUCUACUGAGACGUGUCCUCUCGGUUUACAAAUCCUUUCUUUUACGAGGACAUAUG
Messenger RNA from Mesorhabditis belari, 210 nucleotides. The record is from the annotation of a GenBank genome assembly. Lineage: Eukaryota; Metazoa; Nematoda; Chromadorea; Rhabditida; Rhabditidae.